UUAGGGUGGGAUGUUAGCAUUAGCAUGAGCAUUAGCACAGCGGGCUAAGCAACCGACCGGAGUGUAAUGGCGACCUCGGUGUUGUUGGGCUCUGCGACGGACAACACCGGACUCGGCUUCGCGGUUAGUAGCGGCGGGACCGGUGCCGGCGCGGGGGGCGUCCUCGUGGCCGGUAACAACGGGCUGACGUCGGCGGCGGGCCCGGUGCCGUGGAACCGUUCUCUGGAGCGGGCUCUAGACGAAGCCUCGGCCACCGGCUGUCUGAACCUCAGCGGCAGGAAGCUCAAGGAGUUCCCCCGCGGCGCCGCCAACCACGACCUGACCGACACCACCAGGGCCGACUUGUCCCGGAACCGCCUGUCGGAUCUUCCGGCGGAGGUGUGCCUGCUGGUGUCUCUGGAGAGUUUGAACGUCUACCAGAAUUGUUUGAGAUCUCUGCCCGAUCACAUGAUCAACCUGCAGGCUCUCACCUACCUGAACCUCAGUCGCAACCAGCUGUCGGCGCUGCCGGUGGUCCUGUGCAGUCUCCCGCUGAAGGUUCUGAUCGCGUGCAAUAACAAGCUGGUGGUGCUGCCUGAAGAAGUGGGCCAGCUGAGGCACCUGACGGAGCUGGACGUCAGCUGCAACGAGAUCAGGACGCUGCCUUCUCAGGUUGGCCAGCUGGAGGCGCUCAGAGACCUGAACAUCAGGAGGAACCACCUGGUCGCCCUUCCUCCUGAGCUGGCCGGGCUGCCGCUGGUUCGUCUCGACUUCUCGUGCAACAAGGUGACGUCCAUCCCGCUGUGCUACACGCGCCUGUCGCAGCUGCACACCAUGGUGCUGGACAACAACCCGCUGCACACGCCGCCCGCGCAGAUUUGCAUCAAGGGCAAAGUUCACAUCUUCAAGUUCCUCAACACGGAGGCCAGCAGGACGACCCCUGACCUGCCAGAACACGACAGAGCAACUUUCAACUCCGGCUCCUGCACGGAUGAGCUGUACUCUGGUCGUCCCUCCGGAGCCUUGGAUUCGGGCUUCAACAGUGUGGACAGUGGAGACAAAAGAUGGUCAGGAAAUGAGGACCUGUCCGAGGGUCCCGCUCGCGUGCCGGACAUCCACAAAGAGUUGAAGCGAGCGCCGCCGCCGGCCCACCUGCUGGCCAACGGCACACAUGAGCCGGAGCAGAUGGACUUCAUUGACGGCGGGGAGGAAGAAGAGGAGGAGGAGGAGGCGGUGAGGAGCGCGGCACGAGGAGCGGCGGGACGAGCCAGCCUCAGCUCGCAGUUCAUGGCCUACAUCGAGAGACGCAUCGGCGCUCCGGGUUCUCCGGGUAAAGGCAGCUUAUUCAAAAUCGACGACUCCGGACCGAGACCGGCCAGGACCGCGGCGGAUGGCGGUCCCGCCGUGGCGAGCGGCCACCUUCAGAGAGGCGCCGGCGUGGAGAGGAUGAGGCGAGAGGCUCAGCUGGCCGCCCUCAGGUACGACGAGGAGCGACACAAGACGCGCCCCCCGCAGCCGGACGCCAAGAGUCCUAACAAGUCCAGCCCGGACGGCAAGAACGUCUACCCCUUGAGACGCUCCACCCACACAGAUGACUCUGCACUCUUCGUGCAGGGCGAAGAGCGGAGCGGCCUCUCGCCGAGCGGCAACCCCGGCUCGGGGGACGCUGCUUCCUGUCGCGGCCUCGGCGUACGCCCGGAGAGCUUUCUGUAUCGCCUCAGCCAGCGUGAAGAAAAGAGGAGAGGCGAUGCCCCGGCCUCCGCUCAGCACCCGCAAGAAGCGCCGGCCACCGUCCUUGGACACGAUGCCCAUCUGGUGGAGCAGCUCAGGAAGAACAUCGAGGGGCGGUUGAAGGUGUCGUUGCCGAGCGACCUGGGGGCGGCGCUGACGGACGGCGUGGUCUUGUGUCACCUGGCCAAUCACGUGCGGCCGCGAUCGGUGCCCAGCAUACACGUGCCCUCCCCCGCCGUGCCUAAACUGACGAUGGCCAAAUGUCGGAGGAACGUGGAGAACUUCCUGGAGGCGUGUCGCAGGAUCGGCGUCGCUCAGAGUGACUUGUGUCUUCCACUUCACAUCCUGGAGGAACAAGGUCUUCCCCUGGUGGCGGCCACCGUCAGCGCGCUUCUCCGCUUGGCCCCGCCCAGACACGCCGUCGCCACCAGCGGCACCACGAUGACCUCAUCCUCAUCCGGAGCCUCGCUUGCCAUGUAGCCGCCGCCGCAUAGUCACAACACACGUAAAGAUCCGCCCGCCCUCUUUAUGCGCCAGUUUGCGUUCUCGUUAGCAUAUCAUGACAGCAGCCCAUUGGCAAGGUUGCGUGGUUCCGUGUGUACUUGUUCUUUUUUUCACCUGACACACUCGUGCGAAAAAACAUCACGUGAUUGACAUGAUGUCACACGACUGACACGUGAGUGACCCUACCUGGGCUAUAAUCGUUGACCUGGUUAUUCCUAAUAACGUUUCACAUUGCUUAUGAGUACUGAAGUGUAUUACUGCCACGUUUCUUUUAUUUACAAGAAUGAUGACAUAGCUGCUACCUUUGAUACCUAAGACAAAAAGGACAUUGAUUGACAGUAGCCUGACCGUUAAUAUGUUUGGCCUUACAAGACGUGUGAUCGCAUUUGAUCUCUUUUGCCAUGAAAUUCAUCGCAUUGAAACGUGUAAUUGAUCACGUUAUAAACUGACAUUGAGUGUUUUUCUUUCUUGGUGGCAGCAAUACGCUUCCGUAUAUUGGCAACAAUUAGCAAAGAAUACUGAUGUUUUGGUGUUGAUUAUGUCUAGAUAGAUGUGUAGCGUGUGCGAAGAUGGUAGGCGUGCUGUUCACAGUAAACUGUUAGCCUUGGCGUAUGCAGCUUAUGUGAAUAUGUGGAAAGAAGCAGAUUAGAAGAAAACAAAAGCAUUUGAAAUGCAUCGGAACUUUGAACAUCCAAAUGUGUCUGAUUGGCUGGCUAACGCGUGCGUUGCUAACUAUGCUAUUGGUAAGAGGCGGAUGUCGGCUUGUGUUUUUUUUUUUUUUUUUGAUGUGUGUCACGUUUGUGUCUCUCAUUUUGCACCUUGUGUCUUUCUCAUCUUGGUCACUUACAAUGUUCCCCACACGGCCACGCUCGGCAGUCAUUUGAUUGCGGCAGGCCCCUGUUGCAUUCCGCGACAUUAGAUUGAUGAGGCUGCGCCGGCUGCCCAUUUGUGUACAAAUGUAUUGUGUAAAUACAAAGAUUGUGUAGUUGUGUAUAUAAAGCUAUGGAGACGACAGUGCGGCCUUUCUAAAUGACUUGUGUGAUUCAAACAGGCUUCAUAUGUGAGUAGAGAUGGUUACCACAGCAACGGUCGGAUUUCUGGAAAAGUACACUUUUUUUUUUCAAUCCAAAAAUGUUCGACACGUUUUCACUCAUGUCACUUACUGCUUUUAAAAAAAAGGUUUUAGAAUUCGGUUGUCUGUCAAAUAAAUAUUGAAAUUGGAA
Molecule: messenger RNA, 3437 nt
Organism: Syngnathus acus (greater pipefish)
Lineage: Eukaryota; Metazoa; Chordata; Actinopteri; Syngnathiformes; Syngnathidae
Gene: lrch3
Product: leucine-rich repeats and calponin homology (CH) domain containing 3
Exons: 20
Coding region: 67-2190 (707 amino acids)
Molecular function (GO): protein binding
Source: RefSeq, a predicted model, not a curated record